Molecule: messenger RNA, 1998 nt
Organism: Branchiostoma floridae (Florida lancelet)
Lineage: Eukaryota; Metazoa; Chordata; Leptocardii; Amphioxiformes; Branchiostomatidae
Product: oocyte zinc finger protein XlCOF6-like
Exons: 2
Coding region: 1-1998 (665 amino acids)
Biological process (GO): regulation of transcription by RNA polymerase II
Cellular component (GO): nucleus
Molecular function (GO): RNA polymerase II transcription regulatory region sequence-specific DNA binding; DNA-binding transcription factor activity, RNA polymerase II-specific
Source: RefSeq, a predicted model, not a curated record
AUGCAGAAAACGAGUGAACUGAAGAUAUGCGGCCUUUCUCAAGAGGUGACUCUAGCUGUGCUGCCCAGACUCUACAUAGAAGAGCUGCUAUCCGAACUCAACAGAAGAAACAUCAAAUCCAAUAACACCAACAACAGGGAAUAUCUGGCCGACAUCCUGAAAGAUGCCAUGGUUCUUGAGUACAGAGAAUACGAAGAAGAAGAAAGAAGUCCAAGUCCAGAGGUUAUCGAUAUCACGGACUCGAAUAAGACUGACGAUAACCCGCAACUGUCACAGGGAAGCCCGCCUUCUGACAACCUGCCAACAGAUGAACCUACGUGUUCAGCAAACGGUAACGUCCCAGCCUCAAAGUCUGUGUUUAGAAUUUCCGAUUCAAACAUUGCUCUCAGAGGAGAAUACGAAACACCCUCCCUGAGCAAUAAUGAUGACGAAUCUGUCAUUGAAUGCGGUCAAGUGACGUUAGACGCAGAAGCACCAGAAAAGUACUUGGAUGGACUAUUCCCGCGAUCAGAGGGGCGAUCGACCGAACUCGAAUCUAGAUCUGUUGUUGACAUUACAGAGCAACAAGGCGACACAGACUCUAGUUUAUCGCUUGUUAGAACCCAAAGCUGGACUGAAGAAAGUGAGGUAUAUCCAGUAAUGGUUUUUCAGAGUGUGCCCCAACAGCAUGUGGCUUCAGACUAUCAAGAAGGUCCUGCAUCUACAGAAGAAAACACAUCCGUCGGCCAAAAUGGCUCCAGCGAGCGAGACCCAGAUUGCGAAGUCGUUGUGAGCGAGUCGGAACACCAGAGGAUACUGCAGGUGAUAUCUCAAGCGAAAGCUCAGGUUCAGAAUCAUCUGGCUGGAAAAGGGAGGAUUCGAAAGAAUCGAAAGAGUUUCAUAUGCACAGAGUGCGGUCGCGAAAUGUACAGCAAGUUCAACUUGCUGAGACACCAGGAAAGGAAGAAACAUACUGGCCACAGAAUAGUGGUAAACCGUGUGGUGGAGAAGGUGAAGAGAAGUUUCGUGUGUGGGGUUUGCGGAAUAAAGAUUUCCACCAAGUCCAACCUGAUGCGACACAUGAAGAAAAAGAGGCACACAAUUGGUCGAGCGGCAGAAGCGACGGCAUACCCAGAAAACGAAAUAGCGCAAGUGCAGGAGACUGGCAUUCAUCAGGUCCUUAACACAAGCAGGGACACCGUGAAUUCAAAGAGGACGAAACGUUUUGCAUGUGACGAAUGCAGUUAUCAGUCGUCUAAGAUUAACGUCCUAAGACACAAAAAAAGAAAGCAUUCAGGCCCAAUGGCGACAACAUCAACAACAGAAAGUCUGUCUCAAGAGGAUACUCCUUCUGAAAGGUUGCCAGAAAAGGAAAGUCUGUUGUCAGAGGACAGCAAUGCUCAGGCUGUAGACAAUGUGGCUAGCAAAAGGAGCAAGGAAGUCUUCACGUGCAUAGACUGUGGGUAUCAAACAUCACAAAAGGUCCAUUUCAUUCGACACAAGAAGAGGAAACCAAAUUGCCAAACUAUAACGCCAAAAAAGACACUAGUACCAGUACUAGAAAGACUAGAAAGCAAUACAGUUGGAGAAGCCAAUAGGUUGAAGAUGAAGAAAGUUUUCACAUGUGCGGAGUGUGGUUAUCGAACGCCCUCAAAGCCCAACGUACAGCGACACAUACAGAGAAGACAUACAGGCCAAACACCAACAACGAUAACAGUGACACUAGUGUCGCAAAAUGAAAGACUGAGUAAUGGAAAAGAAGUGAUGCCACCUAAAGGAAAGAAAGUCUUCCAAUCCUACAAGGUCACGAUGAGGUACCACAAACAGAUACACACCGGUGAGAGACCGUUUAUGUGCGGAACAUGCGGUUACCGGACGACUCGAAAGGCGCUGCUCGCCAAACACAUGAGAAUCCAUACCGGCGAGAAACCGUUCGCGUGCGAGCAGUGCGACUACAGAGCCAAUCAGAAAGCGCACCUCGACCGACACGUGAGAUCAAAACACACAACACCACAAUAG